CAUGCAGUGGCGUGGCUUGUGGCAGCAUGGCAGUGACUCACACAGAUACAAGUGAUUCAGCGUCAGAGCUCACAGGGAGACGAGACUCUCUGAUCACAGCACUGAGACGCCACAGAUUCCAGGUCCUCCUGGGGGAUUGCCAGACUGUAACACUACUGUCACUGACCUGAUCUGAUGCAAUUGAGAUAUGGUGACGGGUGAUUGGGUUGAGGGCUGGAGCAUUAAGGAGGUGGCUCUGUGGCUCAGGGAACAUGGCUUCAAUGACUACGUGGAGCUGCUCUGCACUAAGCACCGCGUGGAUGGAGCCGCAUUGUUGUGUCUAACAGAACAUGACCUGCGAUCUCCACCACUGCAGCUCCCACGGCUUGGAGACAUCAAGAGGCUCGCACUCGCCCUCCGAGGGCUACAGAAACAACACGCACAUCCACACACACCACUUAGUGACUCUGGCACAAAUAGCGUGUUUCUCUCACAUACCUCAGGAUCAAAAAGCCAUUUAUGGAACCGCAGUGUGGACCCAAGCUACCCACAGUACAAUGGAGUCGGCAUGGCGAUGUGGGAGGAGCAUUGUCACAGUUACUCAAAUGGGAAAUGUAAGAAGGACUAUGGCUACCUGGAUCCAGAGGGAUGGAAGACAGUCCUGAGCUCUGUGUAUGUGAUGCUGGUAUUUGGUAUCACCUCCUUUGUCAUGGUGCUGGUGCAUGAGAGGGUGCCUGACAUGCGAACCUAUCCACCCCUGCCUGAUAUAUUUCUUGACAGUGUCCCUAGAAUUCCCUGGGCUUUUUCCAUGGCUGAGGCCUGUGCUCUCGUCCUGUGUUACAUAUUACUGCUAAUACUGCUGCUGCACAAAUACAGAUCUAUUAUCUUUCGCAGAUUCUGUAGUUUAACAGGGACCGUGUUUCUGCUUCGCUGUGUCACCAUGUUUGUCACCUCCCUGUCUGUACCAGGACAUCAUCUGCAGUGCUCAGGAAAGAUGUACGGUGAUAUCUCGGUGAAACUCCUGCGCGCAUUAGAGAUUUGGAGCGGCUUUGGUAUGUCCCUGACAGGGGUACACACAUGUGGAGAUUACAUGUUCAGCGGACACACAGUGGUUCUCACCAUGCUCAACUUCUUCGUCACAGAGUACACUCCACGUAACUGGCACAUUUUGCACACGCUGGCAUGGGUGCUGAACCUGUUUGGGAUCUUCUUCAUCCUGGCUGCUCAUGAGCACUACUCCAUCGACGUUUUCAUCGCCUUCUACAUCACCACUCGGUUGUUCCUGUAUUACCACACGCUGGCCAACACGCGGGCAUAUCAGCACAGCCGUCGAGCUCGCAUCUGGUUUCCCAUGUUCUCUUUCUUUGAGUGCAACAUCAACGGUCCCAUCCCCAACGAGUACUACUGGCCCUUCUCCAGGCCUGCCUUCAUGAAAACACUCAUUGGCUAGAAAGACUGUGUGUGUGUGUGUGUGUGUGUGUGUGUGUGUGUGUGUUUGUGUGUUGCAGCUAGGCUGUCUUGAUUUAUUGUCAGUGGGAUUUAGACUGUUAAGGAGAAUAAUAUAUUCAUUCAUCAGUUCUUCUUUGGAAUGACUGCCAGUGUUUGAUAUGUUGCUGUCAGCUGAAGAGGAUCUUUUGUGUUUUGGGCAGUAAAACACUAAUCUUGUACUAGUCAGUACCAACUGGGUGCAUGACUGCUCCUGUGAAGGAGAACCAAAGUCCAGGGUGCUUUAUCUCAUUUGGUAAUAAAUAUUAUUCAUUGCUGCACAAUAUUUUUUUAAAAACUUUUUGUAAUGUAAAAUGAUCCUGGUAUGAAAACUAUAUUCUGUAACUACAGUCAGAUGUUUACAUUGAUGGUGUGAGAAGUUUAAACUCCAGCAUGCUUUCAGCUUUUGUAUUCAAAAUGCUGGCUGUGAAUUUGAGGUGGGUUGCAUUUCUCCAUCUUCUCAGUUGUUUUUUUUUUUGUUUGUUUGUUUUUUUUUUUGUUUUAAAAAACACGUCCAAAGCACAGAAGGUACCCCCGACCCCCACCCCCAAAAGAAAAAAUGAUCAAGUACAGUGCAUAUUCGGAUGUGGUUACUUGAUAAGAAAGCUCAGAGUUUUAAAGACAUAAAAAUCAACUCCUAGCUCUGUUUGUUUCACUGUACCCUGUUCAAACUGGAUGAUGUUUGACUCUUGACUGCUAGUAAGGUUGUUUCUAAUCACCGAUAAGGUUGUUUUUUCUAAAUCACAGAUUAUCUUAAAUAAAUCCCCUAUAACAUCGAAA
Messenger RNA from Ictalurus punctatus (channel catfish), 2244 nucleotides. RefSeq names its product sphingomyelin synthase-related protein 1. Gene Ontology annotation, biological process: ceramide biosynthetic process. Gene Ontology annotation, cellular component: Golgi membrane; endoplasmic reticulum membrane. Bases 188 to 1429 code for a protein of 413 amino acids. The record is from RefSeq and is a predicted model, not a curated record. Gene Ontology annotation, molecular function: sphingomyelin synthase activity; protein binding; ceramide cholinephosphotransferase activity. Lineage: Eukaryota; Metazoa; Chordata; Actinopteri; Siluriformes; Ictaluridae. The transcript has 7 exons.